UUACGUUCAGUGACUACAGAUCCGCCUCCUGAUGUCCUUGUGAGCCGCGUUGGAGAUCUGGAAGAUCAGUUAAGUGUACGUUGGGGCAGUCCUCCUGCCCUGAAAGACUACCUGUUUCAGGCCAAGUAUCAGAUACGAUACCGUGUGGAGGACAGCGAUGAAUGGAAGGUCAUAGAUGAUGCUGGGAACCAGACGUCUUGUCGGCUAGCGGGUCUCAGGGCCGGUACAGUGUAUUUCGCCCAGGUACGCUGCAACCCGAUAGGCGUCUACGGCUCGAAGAAAGCAGGCAUUUGGAGCGACUGGAGCUACUCGACUGCCGCAUCGACACCUGGCAUCGACAGGUCACAUAUUGGCUCAUGCGAUUCGAAGCCCAGUGAGCACAACUCAACACUACGAAAGGAGCUCAAGCAGUUUUUCGGCUGGAUGCGCAAACACUCUUACGGCUGUACAGACGUCAGCAUCAAACUCUACGACCAAUGGCGCGUCUGGCUGCAGAAAGCCCAGAAAACGCACGACCAGGUCAGUAAGGACAAAGCGUACCUCCUUCUGCGACACAUAUCAAGACAGCAAAUCAUUACCGUUGGCACACAUGAUAUAGGGCCUGUGUGA
Sinocyclocheilus grahami is the source of this 609-nucleotide messenger RNA. Its product is annotated as cytokine receptor-like factor 1. The transcript has 3 exons. The annotation marks the transcript as partial. The record is from RefSeq and is a predicted model, not a curated record. Gene Ontology annotation, molecular function: protein binding. Lineage: Eukaryota; Metazoa; Chordata; Actinopteri; Cypriniformes; Cyprinidae.